AUGACCUACGGUAUAAUCCUAUGGGGAGGGUCUCCGGAUGCUGAUAGGGUUUUCAUGAAGCAAAAUUGUGCAUUAAGGGUGAUGAUUGGAGUUAAUAGGAUGACCAGCUGCAGGCCGUUUUUUAAGAGAUAUGGCAUACUCACAGCUCCAUGCUGUUAUAUUCUCGAGUGCCUCCUAUACAUUCAUAGAAAUAAGAAUACUCUUCUGAAACACUCCGCUAUACACGAUCACCAAACAAGAGCUAAAGACAAAUUCAUAAUACCCAGACAUCGAUUGAAGAGGACGCAGAAUAACCACAUUUUCCACGGAGUGAGAUUGUAUAAUAAACUUCCAGCUCAGGUUACCUCCCUUCGUUGUGGCGGUGUGUACAAACAACGUUACGAGAGGGUGUUCAGGGAGCUGGAGUUCACCAAAAGGAGGUUGAGGCAGCAGCACGAGGACGAUCUCGAGCAGCUGGUGGGGCUGAAGAAGCAGCUGGAGAAGAAGUUGAAUGAUGCUUACGAAGAAGCUGAAGAACAGAGACAGGUAGUCGGACAGUGGAAGAACAAGGUGCAAUAAUUGAACGGCGAAAUUAACUAUCUUAAACUGCUGCUCGAAGAGCAGAACGCAAGAAACAAUCUGCUGGAGAAGAAACAGAGGAGGUUCGAUUCGGAGACCCAGAUGCUAAACGACGAACUGAAAAAAGAGAGGAACGCCAAGGAAAGAGCGGUUCGAGAAAAGGAGGUGUUGAUCACAGAGAAAUACAGCGUGGAGACUGCGCUUGCGGACACCAGGUUGGAGCUGGACCUCAAAGAGCAGAAGCUGAACAUUCUCCAGAGGGAAUACGAUGAAUUAACUUGCGGCGAAAGGACAGAAGAGGAAAUAACGAACCUCAGGAGGCAGAAGAUCGAGCUUGAGAGGAAAGUGAAGGACCAGGAGGAAGAACUGGACGAACUGGCUAGUCAGGUGCAGUUAUUGGAACAGGCGAAGUUGAGGCUGGAGAUGACCGUUGAGAGCAUGCGGAAGGAGGCCAAGAAAGAGGCAAACCUGAGGGACGAGGAGAUGGAGGAGAUGCGAGGAAAUGCUCAGAAAAGGGUCAAAACUCUGGAGGCUCAACUGGAGAACGAACACGAAGAAAGGACUAUGCUUCUGCGUCAAAAACACGAAUUGGAGCGAAGACUGGCUUCUGCUGCCGAAUCCGAAAAGCACGAUAGGGAGGGUGAUGAGGUGCUGAUCAGGAGGCUGAAGAACGACUUGAGAAAAACGAAGGCGUUGCUCAGGGACUGCCAAACGCAACUGGACAUGCAAAAAGCUGAUGCUCCAGGAAAGAACGUUAUAAGGCAAUUGAAGAACCAAGUGGAAGACUUAGAGUGCGCCAGGGCCUUGGCGGUCAAGAUCAAACAAAGCCUCGAGGCCGAGCUCUCCGACACUCAGUCUCAGCUGGAAGAAUCGAAUAGGCUGAAGCGAGACGCCGAAGAAAAGGCCAAUCACAUGGCCAGAGAGAAGGGCGAGCUCCAGUCUCAGCUGGAAGAGAACGAAGAAGAGCUGGCCGAGGUGUUCAAGAAGUACAAGGCAGCCAUCCAACAGAUGUCGCUGGACCAGAUGGCGCUUCAAGAGCAGGUGUCCUUGGUGUCCGAGUUAGAGGUGGAAAGGAACCAACUGAAAGAGCAGCUGACGGAGUUGACCACGAAGCUGGAGAGCGCGGAGUAUAUGGGCGAUGCUUCGUCGAAUCUCCUUGCCAAGAGGAACGAGUUCAUGGUGAAGGAGCUGGAGUCCAAGUUGGACCUGGAGCAAUCCACCAGGAGCAGGUUGGAGAUCCAGAUAUCCCGUCUGAAGGAAUAGGUGGAGAAGCUCCAGUCGGAAGUGACCGCGGAAAGACGAAAGGAGCAGCAGGCCCAAGACCAGAUCAAGAAACUUCAACGGUCCCUCAGGGAAACGAAAGAGGAGCUGAACAACGCCCUAUCGAAAGAGAUGGAGGCCAGCCAGAGGAAGAAGGACCUGGAGAAGAGGCUGGAGAAUCUGGAGACGGAGGCGGCGAGCGAGAGGAACGAUCUGAAGUUGGCGAAGAAGCGAAUCGAAGAUCUGCAGCUGGCUUUGCAGGGAGAGCUUGGGGAUAGUGUUUCAGAUCAUUCCGAAAGUGACCCUAGCGAUUCAGACUGCGAUUCAGUCGAUACAUAUCUUCCCAACAACAGAGGUUCAUCAUUUGACGGAAGAAGAUUCGACAAUUUGAGUAGAUCAAGCACAUCCUCCAGCAAUCUAGGAAAGGAGGCGUCAUUUACCUGAGUAGCGCAGAAUCUGUGCCGAACAUUUUCUUGGUUCUUCUAUCGCAGAGAUGGACAAGAUGAAGGCACAGACGACGCGAAAGAAGCCGUGACGGAAUUUGUCUGAUGGAACCAUCAUUAUCGGAUGUGAUAAAGAAAUUGUACUGUAUAAAAGUAUGAAGGUUAUAACCUCAGACCUCUUUAGAGUUCGACAGGAAGAUUCAAAAUUUUAUUAUUUAUUAUGUAUCAUUUUAAUAUUGUAAUUUUUGUAUAUAUUUCACAGAAAGGUCGUCCGUACAUGAGAAUCGGUGGAGGAGAUUUGUCAAUUUGUAUGACGAGAAUGUAUUAAGCAUUUCUUCAUGAAGUAUAUUUGCAUAUAAUGCAUCGCGAAAUGGACUUCUGUUGUAUCGUCCACCAAUGUGGCGUUUGUUAUUCUUGUCACUAUUUAGAGGGCUCAUUUUAAGAAGUCGUCUAUAGUGCCUUUUAUGAAGGAGUUGUUCAUAUGAAUUUUAGUUAAAUAUAUUGUAUAGAAAAUAUGUAUGUGUACCACUGCUAGCUUUGUAUACCUGUAUAUUUACCAUGGAAGUUAUUAAUAAACGCUCUGUUCAAGGAAAAUAGAGGAACCUCUCGUGAAAUUAAUUAA
Molecule: messenger RNA, 2883 nt
Organism: Coccinella septempunctata (seven-spotted ladybird)
Lineage: Eukaryota; Metazoa; Arthropoda; Insecta; Coleoptera; Coccinellidae
Product: unconventional myosin-XVIIIa-like
Cellular component (GO): myosin complex
Source: RefSeq, a predicted model, not a curated record